AUGAAUUAAACGAGCCUCUCCCCAAGAGUUCACAACAUUAGAUUCGAUCAAUUUUGCUCGAAUAUCAAAAGUUUAUCUCGAUGUAAAACUGAAAUGGGUAUAGUUCAUUAAAAACCAAUAAUCAACUUAAAACAAAUUCUUAAGGAUCACAAAUCAUUUAGUAAUCAUACUCAAAUUGAAACAACUCGAACAUGUAUUGUGGCGACCGACUAGCAAAAGAGAUUUCUAUUAUAAAAACGAGGGUCUAGAGUUGUAACAUCAAAACCAAGGUACUCUGAAGAAUUGGAGAAAAUAAAAUAAAAAUUUAUUAAAUUAGCAGAAGGUUGGCAUCAAAAAGAAGAAAAUUAUCUCAAACAGCAAUCUAUUUUGAAAUAAGAAAUCGCAAGACUGCAUGUGAUUAUUUAGCAUCUGACAAAAAAAUGA
Messenger RNA from Paramecium octaurelia, 423 nucleotides. The record is from the annotation of a GenBank genome assembly. NCBI's taxonomy places the organism in Eukaryota, Ciliophora, Oligohymenophorea, Peniculida, Parameciidae.